Molecule: messenger RNA, 360 nt
Organism: Spirodela intermedia
Lineage: Eukaryota; Viridiplantae; Streptophyta; Magnoliopsida; Alismatales; Araceae
Source: the annotation of a GenBank genome assembly
AUGGAGUCCACUCCCCUCAUUUUACCACCUGAUUGGCACGAGCGAGUCGAGGAGAUUCUUCGGGAGGUAAUUGACUUUACAGGGGAUGGAGUUUCGCGGAGAUUCCUAGUACGUUGGCAGGGUUGCUCGUCGAAGGACGAUGCUUGGAUUUCAAAGGCGGACCUGGAGCAACUACGACCAGACUUGCUGGAGCCCCUACCUUCCCCACUUGUCAACUCAUCAGAGUCGAGUUCUUUCGACACUGGGAGGAUUGAUGGCGAGCAGGACCCGUCUCCAUCAGCUCAAGAGACACUGGCAGUCCGAGUUCUGCUCGAUUGAAGUGCGAAGACGAAGGAGCCUAGCUUUCGCUACACGGCUUAG